AUGAAUGUAACAAAGAGACGGCCCCCAGUCCCCGGCGGCCCCGCUAUUCCUGGCUACGGUGGCGACCAUGGUAACGGCGGGGCAGGGGGUGCUAAGAAUCUCCGGUGGAGGUUCGGUUGCCACCUUAGACAACUCGACCUGGCAACGUACAACGCACGCACCCUGAGGACUGACGAGAAGAUCGUGGAGCUGGAAGAAGAGAUAGACAAGUUGCGCUGGCAUAUUAUAGGAUUAUCCGAAGUCCGAAGAGAGGGGGAGGACACGGUAAUCCUCGAAUCCGGCAACUUGCUCUAUUACCGGGAGGGCGACCAUCUGUCCCAAGGAGGUGUCGGAUUUAUCGUCCACAAGUCUCUCGUUAACAACGUUGUAAAGAUCGGGAGUGUGUCGACGAGGGUUGCGUACCUUAUACUCAGAAUCACCAAACGGUAUUCGCUGAAGGUCAUACAGGUUUACGCACCAACCUCGGCACACCCCGAUGGGGAGGUGGAGGAAAUGUAUGAGGAUAUCUCUAGAGCCAUGCAUUCCUCCAAAACCCAAUAUACGGUGUUAAUGGGAGACUUCAAUGCAAAACUAGGCACAAGAGAGAACGGUGAGCUGAAAGUAGGGAAAUUUGGAAUAGGGCAACGGAACCCAAGGGGCCAGCAGCUGGCCGACUUCAUGGAGAAAGAGGGACUCUUUAUGAUGAACUCUUUCUUCCAGAAGCGACCCCACAGGAAGUGGACCUGGUCGAGCCCCGACGGUUCGACAAAAAAUGAGAUUGACUUCAUUAUGACGACCAGACGACAACUGUUCAGUGAUGUCUCCGUGAUCGCGAGGGUGAAAACUGGUAGCGAUCACCGAAUGGUUAGAGGCACACUGAACCUAAACGUUAAGUUGGAGAGGUCUUGUCUAAUGAAGUCAACGCUCCGUCCCCCUCGAGCUCUGUUCCAAAGUCCCGAAACCUUUCAGCUCGAGUUACAAAACCGUUUUCAGUGCCUAGAAGACUGCAAUGAAGUGGACGAUAUGAAUGACAAGCUCGUGGAAACUGUCCAUGCGGUCGGAGCUAAGUUCUGCAAGACCCGCCGCAGAAGAACACAAAAACUCUCCGAUCACACUCUUAAUCUCAUGGCUGUUAGACGGGAGAUGAAGCUACAUUCUUCAACAGACUUGACAGCAUACAGGCAUCUGAACAUUCAGAUCUCCAAAUGCAUGCGGCGGGACUUACGCAACUUCAAUACAGCUCGUAUUGAAGAAGCGAUCGAGCGGAACCAAGGUGGAGCCUUGGUUCCGCUCGAUCGUCGAAGUCUUUGCCAGAGAUCUGUCUGCCAGAAAGACCCACCUGUCAAAGCUGAAGACAGAGUGUGGCAGCAUCGUUUCCGGGACACCUGA
This is a messenger RNA of Parnassius mnemosyne (clouded apollo), 1368 nucleotides long. Lineage: Eukaryota; Metazoa; Arthropoda; Insecta; Lepidoptera; Papilionidae. The record is from the annotation of a GenBank genome assembly.